GCCCCUGGGGCCCUGGCGGCCUCCCUCUCCGCCCCUCCCCGCCCCUCCGGACUGGCUGGGCAGGGCUCCGACUACAGCACCGCCACUCGGGCUGGGGCAGAAGGGAGGGAGCGAGGGAGGGCCUGACCCGAGCCCCCGGACGCCGCGCGGGCGGGAGCUGGACCCAGAGCUCCCGUGGCCACACCUUCCCUGGGCUGGGUCAUGCGCUGCCCCAAGUGCCUUCUCUGCCUGUCAGCGCUGCUCACGCUCCUAGGCCUCAAGGUGUACAUCGAGUGGACAUCUGAGUCUCAGCUCAGCAAAGCCUACCAGGGACCCCAAGACACCCCACCAGGCCCCACACCCGCCAGCCCCGAGCCCACCCUGCCGGCUAACCUCUCUGCCCGUCUGGGCCACACCGGCCCGCUGCCCUCGGCUUACUGGAACCAGCAGCAGUGGCGGCUGGGGUCCCUGCCCGGUGGGGACAGUGCAGAGGCAGGGGGCUGCCAGGCUUGGGGGGCCGCCGCGGCCGCCGAAAUCCCAGACUUCAAGUCCUACCCUAAGGGCCUCCGCCGCUUCCUGCUGUCAGCGGCCUGCCGGAGCUUCCCGCCCUGGCAGCCUGGGAGUGGCAGUGGCCAAGUGGCUGGCUGCUCAGGCACCGACGUCCCCUACCUGCUGCUGGCUGUGAAGUCGGAACCGGGGCGCUUUGCGGAACGGCAGGCCGUGAGGGAGACGUGGGGCGGCCCGGCUCUGGGAGUCCGGCUGCUCUUCCUGCUGGGGUCUCCCGAGGGUGAGGGGGGGCCUGACCUGAGCUCGCUGGUGGCCUGGGAGAGCCGCCGCUACGGUGACCUGCUGCUCUGGGACUUCCUCGACGUCCCCUUCAAUCGGACACUCAAAGACUUGCUGCUGCUGGCCUGGCUGGGCGAGCACUGCCCGGGCGUGAGCUUCGUGCUGCAGGCUCCAGAUGACGCCUUCGUGCGCACACCCGCCCUCCUGGAGCACCUGCGGGGACUGCCGCCCAGCUGGGCCCGAGGCCUCUACAUGGGGGAGGUCUUCACCCAGGCCAAGCCCCUCCGGAAGCCUAGAGGGCCCUUCUAUGUGCCCCAGUCCUUCUUUAAAGGUCACUACCCAGCCUACGCAAGUGGGGGUGGCUAUGUCAUCGCCGGGCGCCUGGCCCCCUGGCUGCUGCAGGCGGCGGCCCGUGUGGCCCCCUUCCCCUUCGACGACGUCUACACUGGCCUGUGCUUCCGUGCCCUGGGCCUGGCCCCCAGGGAUCACAAAGGCUUUCGCACAGCCUGGCCAGCAGACCAAAGAGCCGACCCCUGCACCUUCCGGGACUUGCUGCUGGUGCAGCCCCUCAGCCCCCAGAACAGCAUUCGGCUCUGGAAGCAGCUGCAGGACCCCCAGUUCCAGUGCUGAGCUGUGGGGGAGCUGGGGAGAGGGAGGAGGGCAGACCUGGACAUCACCUCUCCCAGGCCUCCGUGGGAGGGAGAAACCCUAGAAUUGUAACUGCCUGAGCCCCUCCUUGGUCCUCCCAGGCGAGGGGGCUGGGCAGCAGGAGGUGACAGACUGUUUUUAUCUACUUCUUGUUUUUGAAAAAUAUGCACCCCACCCCCCACUCUGA
Molecule: messenger RNA, 1600 nt
Organism: Enhydra lutris kenyoni (northern sea otter)
Lineage: Eukaryota; Metazoa; Chordata; Mammalia; Carnivora; Mustelidae
Gene: B3GNT8
Product: UDP-GlcNAc:betaGal beta-1,3-N-acetylglucosaminyltransferase 8
Exons: 2
Coding region: 202-1395 (397 amino acids)
Cellular component (GO): membrane
Molecular function (GO): protein N-acetylglucosaminyltransferase activity
Source: RefSeq, a predicted model, not a curated record